AUGUUCAAUGAUGUGCCACAGCUAAGAUCAGUGAUCAUUGAUAUGUUGGAGGCCAUCACAUUUGUAACGACAUGUACUCAUCAUGAUCGUUUCAGAAUCAUCAAUGUUGUACAACUGGCAACAUUGCCUGGAUUGAAGAUCACUCCUUAUGACAUUACAUCAUCAUUAUUGGCUAUUGCAACGACAAACUAUGAGUGGGCAAUGCGACGCCUAUCAUUCCUCUUCACUCCUGCAUUCAUCAACGCAAUCAUUGAGGCGUAUGGAUCUGAUAAACCCAAGGUCGAGUCAUUGAUCGAUCAAUAUUCAAACCUUUUGAUCACUCUCUUUGUUGAUGAUAAGAACAAUUAUAAGAGAUAUCAAUCAGAUUUGAUCAAUGCUUACCAUAGUGUGUCAUCGACAUUUGGACACUCGCGAUUGGAAGAGAGGAUCGAUCGAUGGUUCAUCACAACACAGUGUAUAUCACCUUCACGUGACUCUGCGGCAAGGCUAUUCUAUUUGGCAGUGAUACACGACAAGACUCAAUCAAAGUUGCUUAUCAAUCACAAACAUCUCAUUCAAUCAUUCAUCAUUGCAACUCUUGGUGACAAAAUAUACGCUCAAUUACACCGGCUGGAUGGUGUAGAUGUAGUCAGAUCGCUAAGAGAUGUGUUGGACAUUGUGAUGGAGGUGAACAAUGAUGAUAUACAACAACAGGUAUCAACACUCUUGGAGAACGGCAAUUGCCUCAGUCUGAUCCUCACAUUCCAGGUGUUCCUAACACAUCUCCGAUCAAUCGAACCAUACUUUGCCACUUACAUCCGACGAUCACUUCCAAAAGAAGACACCAACACAAUGAUCAAACGAAUGGGAUCUUCGUUCAUCAAGAUCUUUGAGGAUGAUUAUGAAACACGUAGUUGGAUUUUAACAAGAUUCAGGAAUCACUCUGAUAUUCAAACAUUGUUUAUGUUGGAUGGGAUCACAAGCUGUUACAAGACGUCUGGUCAAGAGAUAUCGCAAUCACUGAUCAAAUAUCUAAAUAUAAUUUAUAACUUUGACAAUGCCACUGUGUACUACCACUACAUAUCCAUACAAUCAUACAAUGAUAUGAUUGCUCGAGGCAUGAUCAGAGUGUUUGAAGCCACGGGCAACAUCAAGAACCUCCACCUUGGCAUGUCAUACCUCAUCAGUCACAAAGGUGACAAUCAACAACAACAUGACGACUGUGAUAUUGAUAUUGAUUCAAUCAUCGACAAACAUCAAUCAGUAAUCCAAACUGAAUUGAACUAUUUCCUUCGGUGCCACAAUGAGUUGGUGGCAAACUUUGAUCUGAUCACCAAGUUCCAGCAACGAUCAAUGAUUGACAGUGUUCAUGUAGUGGAUAUCCUUGGCAUCAUGGCACGUUCAUCAUUGUCAUCGAACUCAAACGUUGUUGUGUCUGUGUCAGCAUUCAUCAACUCAUUCCAAAAUCCAAGCGAUAUAUGGAUACAAUACAUUGAUGUGGCGAUGGAUUGCCAUAAAAACUGUAGAGUUGGCAAAUCACGCAAAUCAUCAAUCACAAUGAUCAUGGCUGCCAAUACAUUGAGAGAUCAACUCUCACACGCUGGGACAGUCCCAGUGUUCCAUCUACUCAAGUAUCUGUACUGCAUGCAGACACUUGGUUUCAACUUCAAACGAACCAAACACAUCCUGUUGGAUACGCUCGACCAUCAUGAUGAAGUGUUCAUUGAGCAACGGAGACUCUUCAAGGAGUUCAAGAGAUCCCAGGUGUUAUUGAUUGACUACAACAAGGCACACCCUUGUAGAGGCGCAUCCAUAUCCAUGUCCACUCUCCCAUUGAUCAUAAUCAACAAGAUUGUUCAAGAGUGUAUAAUUGGAUACAUUGAUGACAAGUUGGACCAAGCAUGGUUGGUGUCAUUGUCCACAGUCAACACGCAAUUCCACCGUGUGUGCUCAAUGACCAUCACUCAUCAUUCACUUCCAAUCAAACUCUGCGCGCCACUCUCAUAUUUUGGAUCGAAGUUCUGUCUCUUCACAGACACACCCCCUCGAAUGAAUGCAAUGGAGUUGGUUUACAUCCCAACACAACAUCUUCCACGAUGUCUUGACCGCCUGGUCCAUUUGUCGGUGCCAUUCACAACAAAUCAUUGGAAUUCAGACUAUGAACAUGAACACCGCCCAUCAUUCAUCAUGGUCAAUGCGCCCAAUCUCCAGCGGAUCAGUUUUGUCGAGUGUGUCUUUACACAACGCUACAAUCUCAAACUGAUCAAGUUGCUACUCAAAGAUUCAACUGAUCGCAAGCAAUAUUACAAACUCCGCCAAUACACAUUCAAAACUCUGCUAAAGUCAAUGUACAACAAAUAUGUUUGUGAUGACCGGCCACAUCUCAAACUGAUCGACUAUCACACAAACAUCACUCUCGACCCAUGUCCAGCAACAAUCCACGAGGAACAUGAUUCGCCAAUAUUCCCAAAGGAGAUGUACUUCCUUGAGUUGCCCCUGUUCCUCACCUCUGACUUGUUACCAUUGCCUCCAUUCGAAUGUACAUUGAUUGACAACCUGCUCAUCAAGAUCCCCAACAAGAAAUUGAGUCAAGAUAUUCCAGAAUCCAAAGACAGACUUGGUCUAAUGUAUCAACACAAUCAAUCCAAAUUAUUCAAGUUGACAUUGGAUAUUCCCGAUCUAUACAGGGUGGUCGACAUACUUCCACAUUGUCCAACAACCAUCACAUCAUUAUCAAUCAAACUGAAUGAUUUGAGAUCAGUGAUCAAGAGUCAGAUUAAUGGAUCACUAGCCCAAGACCUAUCUCAAUUGAUCACACACCUGAAUCAACGAUCACUAUUUGGUACCCUGACAUCACUCUCAAUGGUAGUGCACGAUCCCAUCUACAUUGGAAACAGGACCAUCUCGCUCAGCCAUGUCCUGCCAUCUAUAUCAAUGCAAAAAUAA
Molecule: messenger RNA, 2925 nt
Organism: Acytostelium subglobosum LB1
Lineage: Eukaryota; Evosea; Eumycetozoa; Acytosteliales; Acytosteliaceae
Exons: 3
Coding region: 1-2925 (974 amino acids)
Source: RefSeq, a predicted model, not a curated record